Messenger RNA from Gossypium arboreum, 945 nucleotides. RefSeq names its product ankyrin repeat-containing protein BDA1-like. Gene Ontology annotation, molecular function: protein binding. The coding region runs from base 1 to 945 and encodes 314 amino acids. NCBI's taxonomy places the organism in Eukaryota, Viridiplantae, Streptophyta, Magnoliopsida, Malvales, Malvaceae. The record is from RefSeq and is a predicted model, not a curated record. The transcript is spliced from 4 exons.
AUGGAUGAGAGGAUGGUAGAGGCUGCCCAAACAGGAGAUAUUAACCUCUUGUAUGAGUUGAUUCUGAAUGAUCCAUAUGUUUUAGAUCGUAUUGAUCCUGUGCCUUUUUCUCAUACUCCAUUGCAUGUAGCAGCUUCUGCUGGGCAUAUUGAGUUUAUGAUGGAGAUGAUUAAAUUAAAGCCAACGUUUGCAAGAAAGCUAAACCAUGGUGGGUUUAGCCCCAUGCACUUGGCUCUGCAAAGUGACAGAACUCAAGCAGUGCUUCGACUCCUCAGGUUUGAUGAAGGCCUUUUUCGUGUCAAAGGGAGGGAGGACCUCACUCCUCUGCACCAUGUGGUUUGUCCUAAGGCUAUUGCAAAUGUGACUGUUCGAGAUGAGAUGGUAUUCCAUCUUGAUAUGAAAAACGACAUGUUUGAAGCUUUCCAAGUCUUGGUGGGGUGGCUUAUAAGAAGCCGCCAUGAGUCUGCCCAACGUUGGGAGGAAGAACUAUCGAGUUGGGCAGAUUUUGAUGGCAACACUGUGCUACACAUUGCAGCUAUCAGAAACAGACCUCGGAUGGUGGAAGUAUUGCUGGGACACUUGCGUCGAGACCAAAUCAAUGCCAAAAAUUUGGAGGGAUUGACAGCACUAGAUUUCCAAUCACAAUACCCAUGGAAUGAAAGGCAAGCGGAUAGGAUUAUAGAUAUACUAAGCAAAGCAGGAGGUUUGAAUGGUUUGUCUUCCUCGCUUCCCAAGACCUACAUCUCUUCAUCCCACAUUGAAUUAUUAAAGGAAAAGAUGUUAUGGGGCCGUGGCAGAGGGCGUAAAGGGGCUCAAGCGGGGUCCUCAUCAUCUGGAAAUCUGCCUAACUUGGAUACUAGUGAGACACCGGAAUCACCUGUGGCAGAGACUAAGUCUCGAGAUCGUGCAGUUGUAGACAACGCAUUGUCCCAGGCCAUGCUAUAG